Naegleria lovaniensis is the source of this 2775-nucleotide messenger RNA. RefSeq lists its product as uncharacterized. The record is from RefSeq and is a predicted model, not a curated record. NCBI's taxonomy places the organism in Eukaryota, Heterolobosea, Eutetramitea, Acrasida, Naegleriidae. Bases 1 to 2775 code for a protein of 924 amino acids. Gene Ontology annotation, molecular function: serine-type endopeptidase activity. The transcript has a single exon. Gene Ontology annotation, biological process: proteolysis.
AUGUCAGUUGCCAAGCUGUCAAUUCUGCUUGCAUUGUUAGCUCUUGGUUUGCAAGUAGUGUGCCUUCUUGCUCAUCCUCUCGAUGAUGUAAAUUUAUUAUCUCGUUCCUCUUCAAACCUGUUCUCUAAUCAAAAGGAUGAAAAACUUUAUGUGUACAUUCAUGUCAAGGACCAAGUUAAAUUGAGUGAUUCGAAAAUUGAAGAAUUAUGUCAAGCAAUGGGUGUUAAAAGAACACAACUUGAUAUUUCUUCUCGUUAUCAAAAGACAUUCACUACUUGGUUGAGUUUCUCACACAUUGAAAAGCUUCACCAGUCAAAUGUCAUCUCAUCCAUGGUCGACAAAGUUGUGAGAGUACCUGCACAAGAUAGAAUCACAUUUUCUGCAUUGGAUUUAGAUUCUCUUCAAUAUGCGAACGUGAGGGUUGUGUUUCAUCAAGAAGUGGAUUCUAGAAUUAGAAAGACUCGUGUUGCACAUCCAAAUUUAGAAAUUCAACAAUGGUUUGAAAAAGAAUUCAAUCAAAAGUUGAAUAAUGUGCUUUCGUCCACCUCCAGUAACAAGAGAAUGACCACUGGUUCUUCCCAAUGGUUGCGCGAGGAACUGUCAAAUGUCUUUCAGUUGAAUUUUCAAAAUGAAGAAUAUGAAGACUCAACCAACGUCAUGACCAUUUCAUUGACCAACUUUGACGUCAAUGCUUGGCCUCUCUUACAACAAGAACCAUCUACCACUUCAAGAAAUCGUCAUUCCAUGCCUCAAGAAACUGACCAAGCUCUCAAUUUUCUUCAAAGAAGAAGAACUCUUCAACAACAAGACAACAUUCAAGCAUACCAAGAGGUGUCGCAAUCGAUGGGACAAGCUCUCCUUUCUCAACUCCUCUCCCAAGAAGAUGCUAUUUCCAUUUCGAGAGAAUUUCCUCAAAGUUUGUUAAAUUUGGGAAGUAAUCAAGUCGUGCAACAAGGAGGAGACGCGCCUUCUCUUUCAUCCAAUUCUAAAAAUCAUUUCAUUUGGAGUCAGAAUGUAACAGGAACGGAUCAAAUUGUCCAAAUUAUUGAUUCAGGUGUUGAUGUCAAUCAUUGUUAUUUUUCAAAGGCAGGUGAAAAUUAUUUCUCAACUCCCAAUUACAACAAUCGAAAAAUUGUCUUUUAUCAACCAGUGACUUUCUGGGGCGACAAAAUUGAUAAUAAUGGACAUGGAUCUCAUGUGGCUUCAACCAUUGCUGGAUCCUUAGAAGCUGGUUCCUUAAACGUCAGCAUGUCCAAUGAUAUUGGUAUUGCACCAAAUGCCAAACUUUACGUGACAGAUGUCAUGAAAGGAAUCUUUUUCUAUGUUUCUUCCUUAAGCUCCUAUCUCACCACGGCAUUUAAUAGAAAGGCCAGAGUUUCGUCCAACAGUUGGGGGUGUGCCAAUCCUUACGACUGUGUCUACGAUUGUCGUUGUUAUGAAUAUGGAACUUUGAAUCUUGUCAAUGAUUCGUAUUGUUUGUACAAUUAUGGUGUUCGAUGCUGUGAAGUGUGUAAUCAAUAUGACAACAAUGCUCUAGUUGUUGAUUCCUUUACAAGAGACAAUGACGAAAUGUUGAUUGUCAUGGCUGCUGGUAAUAAUGGAUACUUUUCGAGCAAAGGCACUGUCCUGUCACCUGCCACUUCUAAAAAUUCCUUAACAGUCGGAGCUCAAUAUGCCACUUUGGAAGAAUACAUUCGUUUCAACAAGACUGAAAUCAAUGGAACACUCUAUAACCAUCAAAAUAUGGGCUACUUCUCUGCUCGUGGCCCCACUUUCGAUCAACGUUCCAAACCUGAUGUGGUCGCUCCUGGAGUUUCCAUUUAUGGAGCAUUGAGAAAUCCAACUUCUUGUUCGCCAGAAGGAGGUUUGACUGCAAAAUCUGGAACUUCUAUGGCUACUCCAGCAGUGGCAGGAGCUGCUGCUCUCGUACGUGACUAUCUCUCUCAAAAUAAUAAUUCUCGACUUGUGAACUAUGAACUCUUCAAUAAGAAUUCCACACAAACCAUUUCUGGAAGUUUGGUGAAGGCCAUGAUUAUUCACAGUGCUCAGAAAAUGACUGGUUUUGUGAAACUCACCAACGACACCUCUCCAUUUGGAAUUUCUCAAAGUUUGGCUCGUUUGCCUUACCCAAAUAUUUACAAUGGCUUUGGAAGCGUGAAUUUGAAAAAUGUCUUGUUAUUUGAAAAUGUCAAGGAAUCGGUCAACACGAUUGGAAAGUUAUUUUUAUUGAAUCGAUAUUCAUUGGCUCCUGGAGAUGAAUUAGUUCUUCCUUUCCAUGUUCCUGAAGAUAAAAAGAAGAAUGGUCGUCAUCACGAUAAGAAGAAGAAAAACAAGAAACCAAAAAUUCCAAUUAAGGUCACCUUGACUUGGUACGAUUACAAGGGAGCCAUCACCAAUAAUGCUACAGCCACCAACAAGCAACUCAUCAAUGAUAUGGAUCUUUCGUUGAAAAAUGGUCAUCGUCGUGUGUUUUAUGGAAAUCCAUCCACAUUGAGAAAUGGAACUUGUCCCUAUGACUUUUUAAAUACGGUCGAGAGAAUUGAAAUUCCAGUGAAAUACAUCAAGUCAGUGUCGACAUCCACUAACCAUGAACGUGCAAGUUUGAAUCGUGAUCAUGAAAGUAGACAUCGUCGUGUCAAGUCAUUCCAAGUUAUUAUUAAGGCCAAAGACACAAAUAUUGGAAACCAAACAUUUAGUUUAGUGGUCACUGGUCCAAUUCAAUCUGGUUCUCCAAAGCCAAGGCAAGAAAGACCAAACCGAAGAAUUCGUGGUUAA